This is a messenger RNA of Brassica napus (rape), 378 nucleotides long. RefSeq lists its product as uncharacterized. The transcript is spliced from 2 exons. Bases 1 to 378 code for a protein of 125 amino acids. The record is from RefSeq and is a predicted model, not a curated record. NCBI's taxonomy places the organism in Eukaryota, Viridiplantae, Streptophyta, Magnoliopsida, Brassicales, Brassicaceae.
AUGGCCUACGGCAAGUUUGAUGGGAACAGGAGAGGGUACAAAGUCGACAACAAUUUUCUCGAGUAUGGAAGAGCGAAAAAAACUGAGAAUCAUCUAUUUAAGUGGAUUGAUGAAGCUUUGAUUGAGGAGAUUCGGAUGGUGGAUGCAAAACAUGAGAGCGUUGCUAAAGGGAUUACGAUGUUUGAAGAAAGGGUUAUGGAAAAGGUGAAGUGCGAGAUGGUUAGAGUUGAACAUGAGAUGUCCAAAAAGCUUAAAGAGAAGGUAGACUUGGAGAUUGCUAGAGUUGCACAAGAGAUGAAACAGAAGCUAAAGAUAGCAAUGGUGGCUAUGGUAGUUGUAGGAGCAAUCGUAGGAAUAUGGACUUCUCUUACUGUCUGA